Messenger RNA from Monascus purpureus, 3852 nucleotides. Lineage: Eukaryota; Fungi; Ascomycota; Eurotiomycetes; Eurotiales; Aspergillaceae. The record is from the annotation of a GenBank genome assembly.
CUCUCUCCUCCCUCUCUCCCCGUCUCCCACACCUCCCCUAGUAAACAACUCCCCUUCUGCUCUCUGUUUCCUUUCUUUGUGCGCGUGGCCACGCGCUAUCUGCCAGCAUGGAUAUGAAUCAUUUAAUAGGUCAACGAUUCAACUUGAUCUCAAAGAGCGACAUUCGAUAUGUAGGCACUCUGCAUGAAAUCAACCCAGAAGCCUCGACUAUAGCCCUCGAGAAUGUCGUGUCCUUCGGAACCGAAGGUAGACGAGGCAAUCCUGCCGAGGAGAUUCCUCCGUCCGCCAGCGUCUACGAAUACAUCGUCUUCCGUGGCAGCGAUGUGAAGGAUAUCAGUGUGGCCGAGGACACAAAGGAGAAUGCGCAGCCUGAGCCGCCCCAGGUUCCUGACGAUCCUGCCAUCUUAGGUAGUGCAUCUCGACCAGGUCCUCCUCAGGGAAUCCCCCACUCCCAGCCACCGCCGCAACCUCAAGUUCCUCGUCAGAGUCCUUCAGGCUAUCCGCAACCUCAAUUCCAAGGUUUCUACCCUCCUUAUGGACAGCGCUUUGGUCCCCCUGCCUUCCCAUCUGGUCCAGGAUUUCCGAAUAUGCCAUAUGGAAUCCCUCCUGGAUGGUUCCCUCCGCCCGGACAAGGCUUUCCUCAAGGUCCAGGGCAGUUCCCUCCCCCACAUAUGCCUGUCGGAUUUGGUCAACAGCAACCACCUCGUCCUGGACCUCCUGGCGUCGGUCCCGCGGUUUCUUCCAAACCUGCAGCCGAACUUCCAAUCGGCGAAAAAACAUCUAGCAAGCCUGCUAGCCGAAAUGUCACCCCUGCGCCUGCUCCAGUGACUCAAAGUGCUCCGCCCCCACCAGUCGAAACUAAGCCGUCUGCACCAGAAGCUGUGCAACCGCCUGCUACUGCAGCAGCCGGUGGCCCCCCGGGAAUCAAUGUCCCACAGCAGACAGCACCUCCGGCCAACACCGCCGCUACUGCUGCCGCUGCUGCCGCAGUAGUCCCCUCGACGCCGGCUAAAGUGCCGCCUACUGGUCCUAGAAGCGACCGAAUCCCUCCAGCUAUCCCAAUCGCAACCCCAGUGAAGCCUGCAGCUGCGAAUAAUUCUGUGACUGGCACCCCUAACAACGUUGCUCAGGGAACUGCAUCCAAUGCUAUUACCGAAGCUACCCGUGCAGCCACUGCUGCCGUUGCUGCAGCCAUGGCCAAAUUACCACAGCCAAGUUCGCAGCAGAAACCUUCUCGCACGGAUGCCGCUGUCGAAGUUGCUACCAAGAAAUUGAGUGAAAUGAAGCCAUUUGAUAACAACCGUACCCAGCGUGGCGGCUAUCAGAAUCGUGGCGGCCGUGGUGGUCACCGGAACCAGUACCAAGGUGCCAAGAAGGUCGAAGUUCCGAACACUGAUUAUGACUUUGAAUCCGCAAAUGCAAAAUUUAACAAGCAGGAUCUAGUCAAAGAAGCCAUUGCCUCGGGAUCACCCAUGGCUGAGAACCAGGAGCACGUCCAGCACAAGGUUGAAGCGGCGGCACCUUCUACUAAUGGUACUGCGCCUCAGACAACCACCGUGAAUAGCUACAACAAAGCUACAUCCUUCUUUGACAACAUCUCCAGUGAGGCUCGUGAUCGAGAAGAGGGUACCGGAGGUCGGCCUGGUGGUCGCGAGUGGCGUGGCGAGGAGGAGAAGAGGAACAUUGAGACUUUCGGCCAAGGCAGUGUUGAUGGAUAUCGUAACUACAGAGGCCGGGGCAGGGGAAGGGGCUAUGGCGGACCUCGGAGCAGGGGCGGUUAUAAUCGUGGCUACAAUGCGCGAGGCCGUGGUGGUACAAGGGGAGGUCGCAACGCCUCACAAUCUACCGGUGCCCCGACUCAGAGCUAGUCGUCUUCACUAUUUGACCUCGAACCACUCCAGGAGUACCUACUACGAACGAUAAUCUCUUUUCACAUGGCGAUGGUUUUGUUCUUAUUUCUUUUUGGCAUUUAUCCGGUUAAAGGUGGGAAUAUUCGGUAUCAGCUUGCUUAGUUACUGGCGUUUGUUCAACCUCAACGAUUCGCAUGGGUUGCUUUUAAAGCCUCCGUUUGCAAUACUGAUGGGUCCUUACGAAUUAUCGUGCUUGCACGCUUACUUUGCCUCUUUCUUCCUACGCAAUCGGACAGGGACGGACGCGACAGUGCGGAAAUUCAAUCAAUACUUGAUGAGCCAUGGAAUGUCUUUGUACUCUAUUUUGGCAUGACGUGUAUUUGACUGCUUUCAUGUCGUGCACGCCUACCCCCGCGUUUCUUACAACUGAUCUCGCUCUCCUUUCUCGCCAUGGCGGAUUUCUGAUAUUUUCGUUUGAUAUCCUUGAACAAUUUGGUUUUCUCAUUGAUUCACUCUUUGAGAACUCCGUGUCAGGUUAACUAGGUAGUUGGCCAUCCCAGCGGUGGGAUAUGACACCUGGGAACUGACGUUGAUGACAAGCAAUUUCUGUGUAUGAUAAAGAGGGAAAAAAUUAACAAUAAAAAAAAGAUGGCCAUUUGGUCGAUUUGUUUGAUGUCUGGUCGUAAGUUCUGUCGGGUAUUUCAGUAGCUCUAACAUGCUACCAGAUAAUCCCAUCAUUCAUAGACAGCAUAUGCAGGAUCAAUCAGCUUGGUUUUUACUCAUGCAUUGUUUACAUGUUGCUAUCUGCCUGUGGAUAUCUCAGUGACGACAAUAACCACCUUCACCUUCAUUCCCCAGCCUGUUCUCCCCCCAAUCCAAUUCUUCUUCUUGCCCACCUUCUCUAUCUUCUUGGCCAUCCGUUCCAGGACUUCCUUCGUUCUCAUCUGAUCAGAACUGAGAUGUUGCAUGGUAAAUGUAAGCUCGACCCCGAACUUGUCGCCUUUCUUGCCCAGAUCCGUGACCAAUCGAGCUGACGCCCAAACGCGCGGUCGAAGAGAAUCCAUGAUACCAGUUGGAUAGAGCUUCCCUACUACGAGACCUAUUCUGGCCAUGUAACUAAUCCACCAUACUUCUUCGGGAGUCAGCAGGCUUCGCAGCUCCGAUUUGACUUUAUCCUCUCGCGGCGGCAGUUCGCCAUCAUAUCUAUCUUCGAGCAACAGGGCUAAUCUGGCACGGUCCUCGUGGGAUAUUCCAUGCGCAUAGGCAAGGAUUCCUGUGCUGGUACUAUACAGGGCUGUGGUGGACGCGAGCUCCUUGGGUAAAUAGGCGUGUGCGUACAAGACGUUGGCGAACGACUGGAUCAAGUGGACGUUGAGCGUGUUUGGCCAACAUCGUUGGCUAUCUGGUAUGGCGGGGGGGUUGCAGCCAAAAAGAAAUGGCCGAUUAAUCCAGCUGAGGGUUUUCGAAAUGAAGACGUUGCAACCUCGAGAGGAUCCUGUUGUCGGAUCACAGGGGUAAGCUGGCUGUACAGGAUUCCCUCGCGGAUUCCUCCCUGACAGAAGCGUGCCUCCUUGAUUCCGUACGGGACAGAUUCAGCUAGGGCGUUCACGAGGAAUGCGACGGCGGGUACUUGCUUUCGGCGAUGAUCGGAGACGCGAAAUAUUUUAUGGGCUGUCCGAGCUACUUCCUUCAACGUCCGUGUGUUUGCGAAUUCGUCUCUUCCAGCUCGAUACCCAUUGAUGAUUGAUAUGGGAUAAUGUCGACCCCGAGUCUGGUGGAGGUAAAGAAGAAGAUACCCCCAUCCGCGAAAGCCGCCACCGGACAUGUACAGCUGAAAGCCUCCUUCCUUCCUGGCCUUGUCAACAAGAGACUCCGGAAUCUGAAGUUUCUCAUACGCAUCAAGGAAAGUCCGCUUCAUCUCCUGCUGGAACUUCUUCACGGCACGAUCCGCCUCCUUAUCCCUCCCCUUCUGCAACUCAGAUAGCUUCUUCGAAAGCGCCCC